Molecule: messenger RNA, 1173 nt
Organism: Entrophospora sp. SA101
Lineage: Eukaryota; Fungi; Glomeromycota; Glomeromycetes; Entrophosporales; Entrophosporaceae
Source: the annotation of a GenBank genome assembly
AUGAAAUCUAAUAAUAAUUCACCCAUCAAAAUUAACGGAAAUAAUAAUAAUUCAAAUAAUGACACCUUGAAUAACUGUAAUAAUGACGAUAAUAAUAAUAGAAACACUAACAUUGACACUAAUGCUAACACUAACAUUAAUAAAUCCAAUAGAAGAAACUCGAGAAUAGAAAAAUCUAAAGUGGUAGAUAAUGACAAUAAUCAAGAGAAGUCAAUUAAAAAUGAAGAAAGAGAAAAAGAGAACAGCAGUAACAGUAGUAGCAAAGUUUCAAAUAUCACUGCUGCUAGUGGUAAUAUUAAUACUAACGCUAAUAAUAGGAAUUAUGAAGAUGUCAAUAACGUUAUUGAAAAUAGUACCAAUAAUAAUAACGCUAACACUAAUCAAGCCACAUCAACAAUAUCAUCAGCAAAAUUAAAAUCAACAUCAACAAAGUCAAAACAAGGAUCUUCAAAUCCUUUUUUACUAACAAGUAAAACUUUAACAGAUAAUCAUAAUCAUAAUAAUAAUAAUCAACAACAUCAUCAUCAACUUCAUAAUCAUUAUAAUAACAAUAAUCUUCCCCCUCUUCUUCUACAUCAUUCGCUUAAUCAUCAUCAUAAAUCAAGAAUGAUGUCAUCACCAGCUGGAUCUUCUUCUGGUAUAACAUUAGUUGCAUCUUCAUUAACAACAAUACCUUUAGAUGUUCAUCAUCUUCAACAUCAUAAUAAUGAGGGGGAAGAAAUGUUAGAAUCACAAGCUUUCCCACAUAAAUCAAAAUAUUUUUCAACAUCGCCAAAUAAUAAUGGAAAUAAUAUAUCACGUACUCAACAAAAAUUAAUGUUACAACGACAACAUUUUCUAUCUGAUUAUGGUGAUGACGACGAUGACAUUUAUUACAACAGUAACUAUAACAGUAAUAAUGAUUAUAGUCGUAAUAGCAAUUAUUAUUUCAUUAAUCCAAAAAAUCAACUGAGAUUAACAAAAACCAUCGAAAGAAUUAAUAGAGAAUAUUGUGCAAUAACAUUGCAUCAAGAUCCGAUGAUCGAAAGUUUACACAGAGUUUUUGGAAGAUGCAUCCAAGAACAUCCGGAAAUUUUAGAUGAGGAUUUUAGUGGUGGUGGUUAUAACAGCAACAACAAUAAAAGAAGUGGGUUUAGUAGUAGUGGAGGUAAUGGAAAAGACAGAGUGUUUUGA